Molecule: messenger RNA, 476 nt
Organism: Dioscorea cayenensis subsp. rotundata (Guinea yam)
Lineage: Eukaryota; Viridiplantae; Streptophyta; Magnoliopsida; Dioscoreales; Dioscoreaceae
Product: monothiol glutaredoxin-S3-like
Exons: 1
Coding region: 80-475 (131 amino acids)
Source: RefSeq, a predicted model, not a curated record
UCUUCACCCUCUCUCUCUCUAUCUCUCUCUCUCUUACCCUAAGUUCCGUUUUAACUAAGAAAAAGAAAAAGAAAAAGAGAUGGCGAUGGAGCUGAGACGCGUUUGGCCGGCACCGACGAAGGAUCCGGUGGUGGCGGUGGAAGAGGGAGGAGUGAAAGGAAUGGUAGAGGGAAGCGCGGUGGUGGUUGUGGGUAGAAAAGGUUGUUGUAUGAGUCACGUGGCUCGGCGAUUGCUUCAAGGAUUGGGGGUGAAUCCGACGGUGUGUGAGAUCGGCGAAGGAUCACCGGAGGAGAUUGUUUUGAUGGAUGAGAUUUCAGAGAUGGACGGUGGAGAUGCUAGGAUAUUGGCUGCAACGAUGUUUCCGGUGGUGUUCAUUGGUGGGAAAUUGGUUGGGGGUUUGGAUCGGCUCAUGGCCGUUCAUAUUUCCGGUGAGCUUGUUCCCAUCUUGAAAGAAGCUGGUGCUCUUUGGCUUUAAU